AUGGCCGCCGCGCCCCCGGCCUCCGCACCCCAGGCGCCUGCCGCGCCCCCGGCCUCAACCUUGCCGGCCAUCACGCCGCUGACCUUCACGCUGCCAGACCGCGCGUCGCCGGCCUCCCUAGAGUACACACCCUCCAUGGAGUGGUUGUUGUCGGGGCCGGCGCUGCCCAUGCUCGGCGAGGAGGAGGAUUUCCUGGUCGCACUUGCGCCUCCACCGCCGCCCCUCUACUGCCCUAUCCAUGGCCAUGGACCAUGCCCUACGCGCGACGGCACGGCACCACGACCUCCGUCUCCAACUCUGCCGGCGACUCCUCCGGGCAUAGACGUCAACACCACCGCCGGCGACGACCUUGAAGAUGGAUGA
Brachypodium distachyon (stiff brome) is the source of this 363-nucleotide messenger RNA. RefSeq names its product forkhead box protein I3-like. The record is from RefSeq and is a predicted model, not a curated record. Bases 1 to 363 code for a protein of 120 amino acids. The transcript has a single exon. NCBI's taxonomy places the organism in Eukaryota, Viridiplantae, Streptophyta, Magnoliopsida, Poales, Poaceae.